CGCGAGAGAAAUUAAAUAAUUAAAGAGGGAGGCUGAGCCGAGCAGGGGCGGCCUCAAGCGGCGGAGGAGCUAUGGCCGCACGGCCGAGCCACGGCCACGGCGGUGGCGGCGUCUCCCGCCUUGAGUCGGAGUUGUUCUUCCUAAUCGCGAGGUUCCUGUCGGCGGGGCCAUGUCGCGAGGCGGCCGAGGUCCUUGUGCGAGAAAUCGAACAACACAAGCUGCUGCCGAGACGCGUGGACUGGAGGGGCGCGGAACACGAGCGCGGCUUCGCCGAGAUGGUGCUGAGCCACACUCACCUGGUGCCCGAGCACCUGCUGCUUGUGGUGCAGCGGCUGGGCCCUCUCCUGGACCGCGAGAUCCCGCCCAGCGUGCCGGGGGUCUGCUCUCUGCUGGGGGCCGGUCGCCAGUCCCUGAUGCGCACACGCAAAGACCUCGGCCGCGUGGUGUGGCGUGGAUCGGCGUUGGCCGCCCUGCACCGCGGCCGCCCCCCUCAGCCCCAGAGCAGCGUGGGUAAUCCGCCCCACCUUGUGAGUUUGCUGUCGGCGCGCGAGCGCACUGGCUGCAUACGGCAUGGACAUGCCGUGCCCAUCACGCUGUAUCAGCACGCGCGCAUGCACCGCCGCAUCCUGGGGCACCUCUCCUCCGUCUACUGCCUCGCAUUCGACCGCACCGGCCAGCGCAUAUUCACGGGUUCCGACGAUUGCCUGGUGAAGGUGUGGUCGGCUGAGGACGGGCGGCUUCUCGCCACGCUGCGCGGCCACGCGGCCGAGAUCUCGGACAUGGCCGUGAACUACGAGAACUCGCUGCUGGCGGCCGGCACCUGCGACCACGUGGUGCGCGUCUGGUGUCUGCGCACCUGUGCCCCCAUGGCCGUGCUGCAGGGUCACACGGCCUCCAUCACUUCCCUGCAGUUCUCUCCGCAGUGCCGGGGCUCCGUGCGCUGGCUGGCCUCAAGUGGUGCCGACGGCAUUGUUUGCUUCUGGCAGUGGGACGCUGCAUCCCUCAAAUUCUGCGAGCGACCCGUGAAGUUCACGGAGAGGACUCGACCCGGCGUGCAGAUCUUCUGUUCUUCCUUCAGCGCUGGUGGGAUGUUCUUGGCCACGGGCAGCACAGACCAUGUGAUCCGUGUCUACUACCUGGGGGACCGGUCCCCGGACAAGAUCGCUGAGCUGGAAGCGCACACGGACAAGGUGGACAGUAUUCAGUUCUCGAACAAUGGAGACCGGUUUGUGAGUGGCAGCCGGGAUGGCACGGCACGGAUCUGGCAAUACCGGCGGCAGGAGUGGAAGAGUCUCCUGCUUGACAUGUCUUCCAAGCUUCCUGGAAACAACAACCCGCCCGUGGAAGACAAGGUGUUCAAGCUGAAGGUGACCAUGGUGGCGUGGGAUCGGCACGACAGCACCGUCAUCACGGCCGUCAACACCCUCGCGCUCAAAGUGUGGAGCUCCUACACUGGACAGCUGCUGCAUGUGCUCACGGGCCACGAGGACGAGGUGUUCGUGCUGGAGUCGCACCCCGUGGAUCCGCGCAUCCUGCUGUCGGCCGGCCACGACGGCAACGUCAUCAUGUGGGACCUUUCGCGCGGCGCCAAGAUCCGCACGUACUUCAACAUGAUCGAGGGUCAGGGCCAUGGCGCCGUCUUCGACUGCAAGUUCUCGCCGGACGGGCAGCACUUUGCGUGCACCGACUCCCACGGCCACCUCCUCAUCUUCGGCUUUGGCUCGAGCAGCAAGUACGACAAGAUCCCAGACCAGAUGUUCUUCCACACGGAUUAUCGUCCGCUGCUGCGCGACGCCAACAACUUCGUACUGGACGAGCAGACACAACAGGCGCCGCACCUCAUGCCGCCGCCAUUCCUGGUGGACGUCGACGGCAACCCCCACCCGCCACGCUACCAGCGCCUGGUGCCGGGGCGCCAGGGCUGCAGCCUCCACCAGCUCAUCCCACAGAUGGUUGAGGGAAGCAUCCUGGACAACAUGAUCCUGCGUCUCCAGCGUGAACAGGACGAGCGUGCGGUAGCCACGGGGCAGGACGAGCCCUCCUCCGAGUUGUCGCCGGUGUCGCUGACGGUGCAUCCUCCGCCGUCUUCCGAGAGCGAGACGCCGCGGAGGAGCCCGGGUCCUCGUCGGCGGAGCGGGCAGGUGGAGGGCAUGCGGCAGAACGUGGCGCAGAGCCGCUUCAAUACCGCCUCGGGGGACCUGCUGGCCUGGAACAACCGCCUCGUGGUGCCCGAGGUGGCGCCGGGCCUCAGCAGCACGCAGGAGGGCUACCGCCACGCCAAAGGCGUCGAGGAAUCCGACAUCUACGAGAGGGAGAAGAGGAGGAAGCCGAUCUCCGCCGCACACAGGUCCGACUCUCCCAACGUGGCCGCCAAGGGCCUGAAGCAGCGGAGGAAGCAGGCCUCGCACGGCGGCCUCCACGGCUACCGCACGCGCUCCACGCUCGAGGAGCCCGGACGGCCGGCCCCGCUGCGCCGUGCCGCCUACGACAGCUCGUCGGACGAGAACCGCACGGGUGGCCCCAGUGGGGCAUCGUCGUCGGACGAUGGCGACGAGUGGCAGAGCGAGAGCAGCACGACCAGCGAGUCGUCCAGCGAGUACUCGGACUGGACAGCGCAGGCCGGCGUGAACCUGCAGCCGCCGAAACGCGCCGUGCGCCGCCGCGCCGCGCAAAGGGGCCGGGGCAGCAGCUCCGACGGGGAGAGGGUGGGGGCCCCCGACGAGAGCCCCCCGGGGGGGGAGCGGCCCCGCCGGAAAACCAGAACGCGUCGACAGAAGCGAGUGGCCGCCCAGCUGCUGGGACAGGGCCGUCCGGCCGAGGAGUGGCUGCCGUCUGUGUGGGUCACGCACACGGUGCCACAGCGCUGCCCCUUCGUGCCGCAGAUGGGCGACGAGGUGAUGUACUUUCGACAGGGCCACGAGGCGUACGUGGAGGCUGCAAAGCGCAACAAAGUGCAGCGCAUCAACCCCCGCAAGCAGCCCUGGCACAAGAUCCAGCUGCGGGAGCAGGAGCUGGUGAAGAUCGUCGGCAUCAAGUACGAGGUUGGGCCUCCGACGUUGUGCUGCCUGAAGCUUGCCUUCCUGGACGCCGACACGGGGAAGCUGACGGGCGGAGCGUUCGCCAUCAAGUACCACGACAUGCCAGACGUCAUCGACUUCCUGGUGCUGAGGCAGACGUACGACGAGGCGCGCGCUCGCAACUGGCAAGUUGGGGACCGGUUCCGCGCGGUGAUCGACGAGGCGUGGUGGUAUGGCACGGUGCUGCGGCAAGAACCCUUUCAGGCGCAGUACCCGGACAGCCCCUUCCAGUGCUACGCCGUGUGCUGGGACAACGAGGAGACGGAGCGCAUGAGCCCGUGGGACAUGGAGGUGAUUCCGGACGAUGCGCGACCGCCCCCCGAGCCGGGCUCCAGCGUGCCGCUGACGAGCGAGGAGCGCGAGUCUCUGCUCUACCGCCCGCAGGACGGCGAGUGGGGCUCGGAGCCCCGCGGGCAGCAGCGCGACCGCAUCACCGCCGCCCUCGACCAGCUGAUGACGCUGGACGUGACGGCACAGUUUGCGACCCCCGUGGACCUGCAGGCGUACCCCCUCUACUGCACCGUGAUCGCCUACCUCACCGACCUCAGCACCAUCCGCAAGAGGCUGGAUAACGGCUUCUACAGACGUUUGUCGUCGCUGAUGUGGGAGGUGCGAUACAUCGAGCACAACGCCCGCGCCUUCAACGAGCCCGGUAGCCCCAUCGUGAAGUCGGCCAAGCACGUCAGCGACCUGCUGCUGCACUUCAUCAAGGAUUCGAGCUGCACGGACAUCCUCACUCUGCACAACGCUCGCAAGAAGGACGAACCGGAGGAGGAGUCGGAGGUCAGCCCUGAUGAUGAGGAGGAGCACGAGGAGGAUCGGGAAGCUCCCAGCACGUCCACCGGGAGACUCCGGAAGCGCCGCACGCAGCGCUACCGGCGCGAGUCGGCCUACAACAUUGCGGCGUGGAAGCAGCAGUGCAGGCAGCUGGUGAGCGUCAUCCUGGAGCGCGAGGACUCGGAGCCGUUCCGCCAGCCCGUGGACCCCAUCGUGUACCCGGACUAUCGCACCAUCAUCCCGACGCCCAUGGACCUGGGCACGGUGCGAGAACGUCUGCGGGAGGACACGUACCGCGACCCCGUCGACUUCUGCAAGGACGUGCGCCUCAUCUUUUCCAACGCCAAGGCCUACACGCCCAACAAGAAGUCUCGGAUCUACGGCAUGACGCUGCGUCUGUCGGCGCUCUUUGAAGAGCACAUCCGCGGCAUCGUCUCCGAGUACAAGUCGGCGCUGCGCUACCACGAGCGGCGGGAGCGCGCCGCCUGCCGCGGGAAGCGUGCCAAGCACGUCCGGUCUGGCUCCAGCAGCCGCAAUUCCAGCCCGGAGGUCAGGAAACGUGUGAAGGCCCAGACGAGGAACCCGAACGACGCGUCGUCGUCAUCGUCGUCGUCGUCAUCCUCAUCGUCAUCAGACGUCGCUGGGAUGGGAGUGCAGGCCUCUGCCCGGCCAUCGUCUUCGUCUUCAGGGGCGGCCAUGAUGUCGCACGGCGGAGCGGCGGGCAAGGGGGCGGCCACCGCCGCCUCGGGGAGGACCAGCGAGGUCCCCGGCCGACCCGGCCGCUCCUCGGCGGAGGCGGGCGGAGCAGCCAUGAUGUCGUCGUCAUCGUCGUCAACGUCUUCGUCGGCGGUGGGGAUGACGACGCGAGGAGGCAAGGGUCGCGGGGUCGCGGCCACUGCGGCUGUGACCAACGGAAGAGCUGGCGCUGCCCCCAUCGGCCGCCGUGGGCGCCCCGCUCACCGCGUGUUCCGGUGUGCGCUGCCAGGGGGUGCGGAGGACGAGGGCUCGCGGCCCCCGGUGUGCAACAGCAAGAGGAAAAGUGCCGAUGUGUCGUCGUCGUCAUCCUCGUCGUCGUCAUCGUCUUCAUCGUCGUCGUCAUCGUCGUCGUCAAAAGCGACGACGACGCACGGGAAGGCGGAGAACGCGAGUGGCAAGCGUCGGCACCGGCCCGGACGGCGAUCAGGAGCUGGCAAGCCAGAGCUCGCCGACGGCGGAGGAGAGAGGCGGCUCAACGGCCACGGCUCGCGGAGGCCCCGCGCCUCCUCCGCCGCCGCCUCCUCCGCGCGCGCCACACCCGCCAAGCGUCUCCCGAGCAGCGAGUCCGAGUCGAGCGACGACACGGACGACGACGACGACGACGACGGGCGGGCGGGCGACGCAGCGGCGAAGAAGAAAGCCAACGACGACGGGAAGAAAGACGGCGUCGAGAAGGGGCGUGGGGGGGACCGCCGCGAGGACGGCUCCGACGACCACCUGGACGUGAUCUCCGGCCCCGACUCGCCGUCGCCGUCGUCCGACAGCGGCAGCGACUUCGACGACGGCGGCAGCGUCUGCAGCGGCGCCCGCCGGGGGCCGGGCCGAACCCGGGCGAGUCGGGCGCCCCGCCCCGUCACGCGCGCCAACGCCGUGCGCGGCGUCGCCAAGAGGCCCGUGGGCCGCCCGCCCAAGCGGAGGCGCGGCGUUCCAGGCCGCUGGGCCCAGCCCGUGGCGGGCGCGGCCGCGGAGACCGAAACGGCGGUGGCCGCGGCGGCGGAGGUGGCCGCGGAGGCUGAUGCGGCGGCGACGCCCAGCUCGGGCAGGCGAACGCGGGGCCGCGCGCGGAAGAGGCCACGGAGGGACUCGCCAGCGGGCCGCGGGACGGCGCCGGCCUCCAAGAGGGGCAGGGGCUCGAUGCGGACGCGAAACCAGGGCAAGCGAACGAUCCGCUAUGUGGACGAUCAAGGGGACGGCUCGGAUGGGUCCGACGAAUCGGACGGCUCGGAAGGCUCCGAUGGCUCCGAAGGGUCGGGCGGGUCGGGCGGGUCGGGCGGGUCGGAUGGGUCAGAUGUAGCGGACGUGGGGGCGGAGAGAAGGAGGAGGAGGAGGGUGGCCGUGGAAGAGGGCUCGGAGGAGGACGAGGGCUCGGAGGAGGGCGAGUUCCCUGCGGGCGACGCCAGUGAAGGCUUCGCGAGCGAUGACAUCAGCCUCGGCAUGUCAAGCAGGGGCCGGGUUCGCAAGAUGUCGGAGCGCGCCAAGGCGAGCCUCAUCGGGUGGUAGCGGCGACACGGUGGUGAACGUUUAAUAAGUAAAAUUGUUUGGAGACUCUAUUUUUUUUUUGGAAACGAUCAAAAACGGGCAUUUCCGCUGAGGCCGCGGUGUGCGGAGGGGCGGCGCGUGACAGCCGGCUGCUACUGGGCGGACGAGCAGCGAGCGACGCGUUUGGUUACGCGCGGCGUGCGACUGGCACGCGUCUGAGCAGCGGGAACCUUUUUUGGCAAAAGCAAAAAACGAAUAUGUGAUUUUGACAGCCUUCACCUUGUACAUACCAAGUGGAUUGUGAUACUAAAGUAGUGCCAUUGCCGAGGAGAGAACGUAUAACAGCCAUACAUACCCCUCAGUGACGCACACUGCCAACUACAAACUCGCUCGACAAUACCCCUCCCCCGUGGUUUUCUUGACGUACCAGUGAGAAGCUGCACAGCCCGACAGCUUGAGUCCCAUCACUCAGCGGUUGAAUCAAUGGCGAAAGUUUCUUAAACACCUACCCCAUCUCCCCCCCCUCCCCCAUUCCCGCCCCACCCCCUCUCCUGCCCGCCAUUCCACCCAGCGACAGUAUAAAUCGGUCCACAGCAGUCAGCCGAUCAGCAGGCCACGUGUGGUGGGGUAAAGUGUGGGUACUAUCACCUCUUCCAAGAUGUCGUGGAAGAGCCAGAGGGUGGUCUCUCCAUCUCCCGUCUAGUGGGGGAAGAGGCACCUUCCGCCAGCGGUGGUGGCAUCGGCAAGCAAUUGCGGGGCUGCACAUUUGCUUAAACUUUGUACCUUUUACCUGCCUGGUGAGCGCGCACCUCGGAAGUGUUCUUUGUGUGAACGCGACCGAUGAAUCAUUCUCGUGGCGCGUUUCAGGAUCGGCGGUGUGGUCCGUGAGCGAUGCCAUCCCUGUGGGGGAGCGGCGGUAUCGCAAAGGGGGGCGGUGGGGUCGGUGGAUGUGGCGGCGGUGGUGAUUGGGUCUCCCCUUGCCUGGUGGGUGCGACGUGGGCCCCCCCCCCCCCCCCCGCUUAUUGGUUUUGGAUCGUGUACAGUCUAAGCCUUGCGCCGCGCCUUUGUCGUUUGGAACUGUGUAAAAUAGCGUGGUUUUUUUUGCAUACCAGUUUUUACCCGAUUUGAGAGAAACGGAAAAAAGAAAACCAGUUGUGAUAACGGAAUUGUCUCUAAAUGCCAGGCCGCAAUCGACUCGUACCAAAGCGCUACCUAGUGGGCAACGGCCGGAGCGCCACAACACCUUUUUGACGGAAACGUUAUCGCUUGCCGACACGAGAGGGUACUUGCGUUGAGCACGUGUGUGUGUGCGUGUGCGCGUUUCUUCUCUCGCACCGUACGUAGACACCCUUGCUGAUCGGAAGGUGCGGGGGAGCGGGGGGGGGAAGGACAACAAACUAAACGCAAAAAGCAGUUCUGCAGAAACGAGUUUUUCAAUCUGACCGUGUCAUUAGGGCGGAAGCGGGUUUUUAGCGGUUGAUCUUGGUCCCGGUCCAAAUUAAACGUGCUGCACUUGCCUGAUGAUUGCUAAACAAGGGCCCGCACAACGACGGAGCACUCUGUUGCGUGUGAAUGCGCGUGCGGCUACAACGAUCGCCAUGUUUAAUUGAAACUGGAGAUACCGAUGUCACACGGGACAAACACGCGCAUCAACUUAGUUUGUAACACGUACACACACAGUCUUUGAAUCGGCGUGUUACACAAGCACACGCUUCUCUCGUGUUUAUUCAAUCGGCGCCCUCUCCAUCGUGUGGGGAUGUACAUCGACAGUGCUGUUAAGACCGGCAGGGUGCACGAGUCAUCGCUGUCCCCAGCACCGUGGCACGGUCACCUUUGUUUCCCCAAUGCCGAUACUCGUUUGAAGUUGAGUUUACCUGCAGCGUUUUUCAGAUGUCACUCGCCCAACACCACCGCUCCCAAGACUAAAGAUCCCCCGUAUAGCCUUAACAGACUGUAGGAGCAAGUGCCGUUGGCGAGCACCUGUGUGCAGUAUGAGGGGGUGGUGGGCGGCUGGCACCACUGCCGGGCCGUCGGUCUCCCUAGUGGCGAUGUUUACACACUGUACCAGGUACACUGGAGGCCGAGUUGACCUAGGGGAGGCCCAGGACCGGUUCAGGUUAUCGUCACUGGCGGUGGCGGCCGUGAGCAGGAAUAAAACUCGUGUCGCCAGGUUCGUCGUGCAAGCUACGCUAACCGCUCCCCCACCACUCCACACACACACAGCAUCACCACUGUAACACUGGCGUUCACCCUGGGGCCACACGGGGACAGCUGCCACUGGGGGGGGGGGGGGUCGGAGUGUCCCCCCCCCCCCCCUGCUGCCAGGUUGCCUUUGUGUGUACUGCAUGGGAAGUGCAUAUUGACGACGCAUACACACGAGACCUCUCGCGUAACUGAACCUGUGGUGUGUCACACCGGCUUGUUUGCCAAUAAUCUGGAGCGUGUAGCGUGCAGACGAUCUGAAAUUGCAUUUCCACGCAGAGAACCGAUGAAAGCGGAAAGCUGCACCGUGCUGGGGGUCUGCAGUGAGAGGAACCCUGCCUCCCGAAGCCAUGUCUCUUUUUUUCUGUAAUUUUUCUUUUCUUUCUACAAUGGCCGAAGUUAAUUAUUGUAAGCCGGUGCUUAACCGAAGGGAAAAUCGUUCUUUUGGACUGCAGGGAAGAGGCAAAUUGAAUGUAUGUGUGCGUUUGUCGCCACGCUCCCUCGGCGCACGUUUACCCAGUAUAGUACCGAACGGAAUUGCAUCGCAAUUUGGCUCAAAGUAUCGCUGUGUGUAUCCUACGCAAGCCUGCAUUUUUAAGUCUGGGCAGUGCAGAAAAUUGCAUUGUGCUAUACACAAACCACAGAGAAAGUCCAUUAGAUAUCCUACACUGGAUGAGAGUGGCUGUGUUAGGGGGUAGGCAGAGAGUGGACGGUGUCUGGGCAUGUAACGAUUAAUCGAUUUUAAAUCGGUGCUGGCGAUCGAUGCACUCGCCAAAAUUCGUUGCGGUGGUCUCUGUUUUACGAUUCAAGCGAAUGGCGUGCCGUUGAAUCUGCGGUGCCAAUGGGUUGAACGACGCCGAGAAAAAACGAGAGACUGUCUUCGAUGUCGUAGGACAAAAUAAGUUCUGAUAAAUCACAGCACGCGUGGAAUUCUGUGCAAGGCCUCUGCAGCGCGUCCUCGGAAAGUGUUUCAUUUGGCACGAUCACGUCGUGAUGGGAGUCGCCACCGCGAGGUGACGUCACGUGUGAUGACGCCAUCACCUCGGCAGACCCAAGGCUUCUCCUUUGGGGGCAGAUUUUAAUAAUUUGCAAAGUUUGGGCUCACGUCUCGGAUCAAUUCGGCCGGUUUUCUGUAAGGUUUGUGAAUGUACUGAAAUGCCCAUAUUUGAUCUUCGUUAUGACAGUUAUACUACACCCCACCCGCACCCUCCAGAUGAACAUGUAUGUUGAACUUCUUUCGCACCGUACGUACUAAUCGGAGGUGCGGGGGAAGGACAACACAUUAAACACAAAAUGCAGGUCUAAAGAAAUGUUUCCAAUCUAGAUUUAAAAGUGCAUAGCUCCAGUGGCUUCCUAAUUUCGGAAGGGAAGAACGUUCCAGACGGCCGUAGAAGCGCAUCUGAAAGCGCACGCGAUGUGGUAACCGUCUUUGUUCGACGGCCAGCCAAGAAGCCCGCCCGCUGCGAGUUGAGCGGGGGAGUGAGAAGGGUGGGCAGGCUUGGUGAAUCGUUACAUGGCCACUCCACAGAUUUUCCCCGCCUGCUGCUGUAACAUCGUCACAAGAUUGUGGGAGAGGUAGGAUUAGGAGCGAAGCGAAAUAGCUGGCUUUGAGACCACGCGCGAUAGCCGCAGUUAAUAAUGUCGCAGCAACAGAGGGAAGAGAUGCUGCGGUACAACACCAUCUCCGUCAUUAGUCAUGUCUCGCGCUGUCGACGAAAUUUAACCAAAUCCGUGUCGUGACAUUUUGGGGGGGGGAGUGGGUCUUCCUGUGCCCCAAGACCCCCACAAACCCAAUUGGCCCCGUUACUCUAACAUCACCUCCGUCCCAACGCCUCAACUCCACCUCUGCGUUCAAGUCGAUGAUUGAUGCGUCGAUGAUUGAUGCCAACGUCACACAGAACGCAAGUUGCGAGGGAUGCCGCGCUAAAAUAUUCUGGGUUCCCUGAAUUUCUCGUUUGCACUCCCAUUUUCUCACUUUCCACGGCGCGGGACCCUAAUGGUACGGGUGGUUCUUCUCCACUGGCUAUUUGCCGAGCUGGAACCAAAUUUUGAUAUCAUGCCCUCACGACAUCUGAAUCUGGCUGGGGGGGGGGGGGAGGGGCCAGGCAGGGCCAGGUGCGGGGUUAAUAAUGUUCGCCGUGCUCAUCUUUACGCGCCCCCCUUUGUCCAUUUGCGUGCGACCGUUGGGAGCACAUCACGUCGGCAGCACAGCUUCUGCAGUGGAAAAACACAACCCUGGUGCCCUCGAGAAUCACGCCGGACUGGCUCGGUGGUACUGCACCUGGCAUGGCUCGGUUGUGCAGUGGAAAAAGAGGCGAUUUGUGUUGUCCUGAGCAAUGGUACUUGUGGCCAAGUCAAAAGCGAUGCUUUUUAUUUUUAUAUCUGAAGCCAGCUUUCACGGUCGGUGUAAAAUACACACUGCAACUUGG
Lethenteron reissneri (Far Eastern brook lamprey) is the source of this 10720-nucleotide messenger RNA. RefSeq names its product bromodomain and WD repeat domain containing 3 (gene BRWD3). Gene Ontology annotation, molecular function: protein binding. NCBI's taxonomy places the organism in Eukaryota, Metazoa, Chordata, Hyperoartia, Petromyzontiformes, Petromyzontidae. The record is from RefSeq and is a predicted model, not a curated record. Gene Ontology annotation, biological process: regulation of cell shape; cytoskeleton organization; regulation of transcription by RNA polymerase II. Gene Ontology annotation, cellular component: nucleus.